This is a messenger RNA of Colletotrichum truncatum, 714 nucleotides long. The record is from RefSeq and is a predicted model, not a curated record. NCBI's taxonomy places the organism in Eukaryota, Fungi, Ascomycota, Sordariomycetes, Glomerellales, Glomerellaceae.
AUGUCUGCUGCCGAAGCUACCGAGCCCAAGGUCGAGGAGACCAAGAACGAGGAGACCAAGCCCACCGAGACCGGUGACGCCGAGAAGCCUGUGACUUCCUCCUCCGUCUUCUCCAUGUUUGGAGGUGGCGCCAAGAAGGAGAAGAAGGAGGAAGAGGACCGUGGUGACAACUCCGGCAGCGCUAAGGCUCAGCGCGAUGCUGCCGCCGCCGAGAAGGGCGAGGGUGAGGAGGAAGCUCCCGAGUCCGAGGAUGUUCACUUUGAGCCCGUUAUCAAGUUGACCGAGAAGGUUGAGACCCGCACCAACGAGGAGGCUGAGGAGCAGCUCUUCAAGAUGCGCGCCAAGCUGUUCAAGUUCGUCAAGGAGACGACUGAGUGGAAGGAGCGUGGCACUGGUGAUAUCCGCAUGCUGAAGCACAAGGAGAACGGCAAGACCCGUUUGGUCAUGCGCCGUGAUAAGACCCUCAAGGUCUGCGCCAACCACUACAUCGUCCCUGAGAUGAAGCUUUCUCCCAACGUCGGCUCUGACCGCAGCUGGGUCUGGAACGCUGCCGCCGAUGUCAGCGAGGGUGAGGCCGAGGCCGUUACCCUGGCCAUCCGCUUCGCCAACUCUGAGAACGCCAACGCCUUCAAGGAUGCCUUCCUUAAGGCUCAGAAGGACAACGAGGAGCUGUUCAAGACCGCUGCGGAGCCUGCUCCUGCCCAGGAGUCUUAG